Messenger RNA from Galendromus occidentalis (western predatory mite), 1918 nucleotides. Its product is annotated as cyclic AMP-dependent transcription factor ATF-2. The transcript is spliced from 9 exons. Gene Ontology annotation, cellular component: nucleus. Gene Ontology annotation, molecular function: RNA polymerase II cis-regulatory region sequence-specific DNA binding; DNA-binding transcription factor activity, RNA polymerase II-specific. Gene Ontology annotation, biological process: regulation of transcription by RNA polymerase II. The coding region runs from base 1 to 1203 and encodes 400 amino acids. Lineage: Eukaryota; Metazoa; Arthropoda; Arachnida; Mesostigmata; Phytoseiidae. The record is from RefSeq and is a predicted model, not a curated record.
AUGAGCUAUCUAGACUUCGCCUACAAGAAAUUCCAACCUCCGCAAACCGAAAUUCUAUAUUUGGUCGAGCUUGGAACACUCCAAAUUCGAGACCAGAAGAACGAAUGGUUUGGGGUUUGUUUUCUUCUUCGAUUAUUGCAGAUGCCUUUUAAUGCGAGGAAAAGCUACGCCUGCGAUGCCGAGGACUGCAGACAGACGUUCAGCACCGCGGAUAAGCUGAGUUCUCAUAGGAAAACUCACAAAGUCCCGCUGCUAGUGCUUCCGUCUGCGGAACCUCAGAGAUCAGAAGGUCCUCAGCCGGACGAUACGCCUGCGAGAUUCACCAAACUCAUGGAUGCAGCAGGCUUGGCGCAAGAUCUCUCGAACCCUUUCGAUGCUUCCUUCCGGAAAGCCGGGGAGAACCCUCCCCACAUGAACUUGAUCGAUGCAGAAGCUCAAGCGGGGAAUAUAAUUCCUCCUACAACUGCCGAAGUUCUUCAAGAGGUCGUUGAGCAGGAGCAACCCAUGUGGAAAAGUGAGACCGGUGAAUCGAGGGCUCCCGUAAUCACUACGAGAACAUCAGCACAUCACCUCCUUCAUGAGCUUCCCGAGAAUGGCUCCCGAGGUCCUGCAAUAGCAGUGAGCAACUUGGAUCCAGUGACAAUAAAGAACUCAGACUCGCCGCCUCCUUCGAGUCACAACCCAGUCAGUUUACUGGGACUGCCGUCAGUGGCCAUCAAUCACCAAAUGAUAGGUAUGCUGCAUGGAAACUCAAACCUUAACCUGAACAGGCACUUCACACCGCACUUCUCAUCUCCGCCACUUGGCACGACUCACGACUCACGUGGUCAACCGCUGAUGAUGCUUCCCGAGGCUCCAGCUGGACCGCAUCAUUCGUCUGCAACGCGCGGAGGAAUGAAGCGCAAAAGCGGUGGUGGUAGCAGUGACGAUGAAGAGGAGCGGAAAAGAAAGUUCCGAGAGAAUAACAAGCUUGCGGCUCAAAGGUGUCGACAGCGGAAGAAGCAGGAAAUCGAGGAUACGCGAAAAGAGCGUGAUCGGUUGAAGGAAGAAAAUCAGAAAUUGAGCGCCAAAUUAGAACUCUGCCUACAGAACGAGGAUAAGCUACGAGAACAAUACGAAAAGCUCAAGAUCGACUUCGCGGAACACGCGCAGUGCAAUGUCACGCUGAAGAAGCGAGGCGUUAUACAAUACCCGAGUCUUUGAGAACACGGCAGAACUCGCGUGAAUUGUUACAUUUUCUCCAUAUCAAUCGGCCUAUUCCAAUAUCUCAUGAAUGGACUUUCCUCCCUUCGUGAGCCAGAUUCUAAGUCUCUCAAUCCGUCCAGUCGCCUAUGUGCCGCAAUGUCUGCCUCCGUUCGUUCGGAUGAAUGAUCCCUGCCCGACCGGAUCGAUACUUCUUACAAACGUGGUGAUGAUUGCUCGCCGAUCGGAUGAAACAGGCGGCUGUAUACGUGCUGGAUGGCGUAAAUGGAUGCCGACUGGAUCAAUUAGGGUAAAGUACGAAUGCAAUUGUCGAGUCUAAGUCAUGAAAUGCGAAUCGCCGUACUCGAGGUUUCUGAGGGGUACACGAUUAGCGACCAGCAAUUCGAGUAGAUAGACACUCGCAAUAAGUUUUCUUUUGAAGACUUCAUCUUGUUGUUUCGAGUAUAUAUCAUUUCUACGAUGUACAUAUUUAUACAUGAUUCGUCACGGUGCGACGAAGAUCGGGGAUGGCGCAUCAGUCCGAGCGACCUGACCUCAUCUCCUGUCCCCUGGGGUAAGGCAAUAUUAUUAGGCGAGAUGAGGCUCCUCCGGAUAGCUGUCUCGCCUGCAGAUCGUUAAUCCCGUUACGCGUGCAUUCGGUACUCGUGAGAAUAUGGAUGAAUGCAUGUUCGGGGACCCGUUGUAUUCUUUCCUAGAGGAGCUGCUCCGGGAAUCC